Messenger RNA from Lottia gigantea (owl limpet), 2490 nucleotides. RefSeq lists its product as hypothetical. NCBI's taxonomy places the organism in Eukaryota, Metazoa, Mollusca, Gastropoda, Lottiidae. The coding region runs from base 1 to 2490 and encodes 829 amino acids. The transcript is spliced from 12 exons. The record is from RefSeq and is a predicted model, not a curated record.
AUGCCGAUAUCAUCACAUAUCGCCUCAUUGUCAUUGCAUUUUCCAAAGAAUCAUCCCAGAACAAUAAAAGACAAUUUACGUGGUCCACAAUUCAGUCAAUGCGAUAAUCCAUCCUCUCAUAUCCCUUCUACGAGAUCAUCCUUUAGAUGUGUCACAAGGACAACAGAAGAAUGUCCAGAGACGUUAAAAUCUGUUAUCAGUGAUCUCACCAAUGAAAUGAAGACCACUAUCACAUCCUUCUGUUCACCAGCCUCUUGUAACAUCGAGUACAGCAAACUCUGUUUAGCUGAUCCUGUUCUGGAACAGGUGACUGUUCAAGAUGGUAAACUGUCUAAAGAUUCUUGCAAGAAAUUAAAACAGGUUCUUUCGUGUGUAACUAACCAUACAGUGGAUUGUCUCCCCUCAGAGUAUAUUAAAGUACAGUCAAUGGUAGAAGAGAAGAGAGUAUUGCACAGCGAGAAAUGUCCUUUAAUACCAGAACCCGAGUGUGAACGCUCUAUCAAACCUUCAGAUUCUAUACUAGCUGAAUUGGCAUUAUUUAAUAGUGGUCUGAUUCCUUCAUCUGUUUGCAGUAACCAACUCAAAGUUGACACGACCACAUUAGAAGAUAACAGUGAUUCUCAACUUCUUACAACUUAUAGAAAUACCAAGAUUGAGCAAUUCUGUAAAUGCAAAGAAUGUGAUACUGUUAAAGCUGCACAAAUUAUCGCCGAGAUAUCCGCUGAAUCCGAUAUUUGCUCAACGUUGUCAAGGUUUGAGGAACUAGGCCAGGUAAUAAGUGGUUGUAAUUCGGAUGAAGAUAUAACGGCUGUCACUGAUCUUCAAGGUGAUUUUAUCUCCAGUUGCACAGAGUCUCUACCAACCUGUCAGACCAAAGUCUGCUCACCAAGUAAUUGGGAAACGUGUUUGAAAGAUUCUCGCACCUGCGCGGAUAUCCUGACCUGCCUGACAGAUGAAUUAAAAGAUUGUGAAGAUGUAGAAAAGUUCAGAUAUUUCGCCGAAGCUAAAGUACGAGCGUUAGAAUUACCCUGUACCUUAACAGAGAUAUUUUCAGUCGGUUCUGUCGAGCAGGGAGUGUUUGUCUGUUAUGAGAGUGCUCAUAAAGAAAUAAUGAAAUUUCCUCCACGAAACGAUCAAAUGGUACUCUAUAUGUGUCCAACCUUCGACACUUUUAAAAGCUGUGUGAAGAAAAUUGAUAAAAUAGAUGCCGUGACGGACUUGGCGGUACAGAGAUAUCUGAAGGUAUUUGAACGGGUAGAAUCGGUGGCAUGUGACAGUUGGAAGACAGGUGAUACCAUCCAAUCUGGCUUUAGUGGUAAUGGUAAAUGUGACAUUAACGGGGGAAAGACCUGUCUCGAUGAUGUAGGGGAUAUAUUGGUGAACCUCGGGCCAGAUGAUGAUCUUGAUCAAGUCUGUAGCGCUGGAAUAUUGGAGAAACUACGAUGUGCUGCCACCUCGGUAUCUGAUAGUUGUAUCGCAACAGAGAAAUCAGAUUUUACUCUCUAUGAUAUCGCCUACGGACAGAUGUAUACCGCGUACCAAUCAGUCUGCGGACAAGAUAAACUACCAAACCUAGGAUUAACUACAGAGACAUUCUGUGGAACAGAAAGGAAAGCUUCAGUUUGUGUCGCCAAAUUUGUGAACCACGUUUCCACCAACGCUUAUUCUGUACAUCAACAAAAAUCUUGCAGUGAGUUAAAUGAACUGAAGGAGUGUCUGAACUCGCAGCUUUACUGUAAUGAAGAGUCGAGUAAGAAAUACCACGCAAUUUUAAAAUGGGCUGUCGACAUUACCAGUCUGUUUUGUGCUCCUGUUACAACCGACUGCGACGUCGAUGAAAUCAAAACAUGCGUCAAAGAUUACCUUACAGGACUGUAUUCAAGUUCAGAUGACAUUAAGAUCUGCAGCGAAUUGAAAAAGACGAAAACGUGUAUUGAAGAGAAAACAGCUAAAUGUUCGGACUAUCUGAAGCAGUAUGGUAAGCGUCAGUUGCAUCAAGCCGUAGGAUUGUCACCAGAAUCCUGCCAGAAACAGCUUCCAUGUGAGAUCUGCGAUCCUGCUGGUGCCAUCAAUUGUAUCUUAGACGUCCAUCACUGGUCUAAAUUUCUUUACCCCAACUGGCAACAAAUCUGCCCAGCUCUUGAUAAGUCAGCAGGUUGUGUCAAACAGCAUUUAGAGUCGUGUGAGGAGUGUGAGAAGGACACAGUUAAUGGUAUUGUAACCAAACUCAACUCCAGACUGAAAGAUACCUGCCAAUAUCCUCCUCAAACCAAGUGUAAAAUACAAGAAGCUAGACAAUGUAUAGAGAAGCUACGAUAUGACUGGUCGGAGAUGUCUGUGGAUGUCGACGAUGAGUUGGAAGAUUUUAUGUGUCUGUACGUAGGCCUAUCACUUUUCUUUAGAAAUAUUGUACCAGGAUUUGAAGGAGUUUGUAUUUCAUUAUUGGGACACAUUUCGUUUAAAAUGGUAUUUGCGAUGGUGACUUCUUAA